AUGGGGAGGAAGAAGGUGGAGAUGAAGCGAAUCGAGAACAAGAGCAGCCGCCAGGUCACAUUCUCCAAGCGGCGGAGCGGUUUGAUAAAGAAGGCCCGCGAGAUCUCCGUUCUCUGCGACCUCCAAGUUGCUCUCGUCGUCUUCUCCCCCCACGGCCGCCUUUACGACUUCUCCGCCGGCGACAGCGUUACAAACAUUCUAAAGCGGUAUCGGAAUCAAAAUGAUGCCAAUGAUGCAGAGAGUAGCAAUGAUGGUCUAACAGGAGUCUCUCCCGCUGCACUAUUGCAAAUUAUCCAGAGGUAUGUUGUUGAAGAUCCAGCUGAUGAUGUACAGUUGACCCUGAACGACCUUGAACAGUUAGAAGAGCAAAUUGAACUGGCUCUAACGCAAAUCAGAGCUAGAAAGAUGCAACUGAUGUUGCAGCCCUUAAAGACCCUUCAGGAACAGGAAAGCAAGCUAAAGGAGGAAAAUGAGCUCCUACAGCAACAGAUUUCGGCAGCCGCGAGCGAUAACAACACUGCCUAUGGCACCAUCAAGGGCUCGGUGCAAGAUGUGGUUCAAGCGGCGACUCUGCAGUUACUUCAUUAG
Molecule: messenger RNA, 588 nt
Organism: Linum trigynum
Lineage: Eukaryota; Viridiplantae; Streptophyta; Magnoliopsida; Malpighiales; Linaceae
Source: the annotation of a GenBank genome assembly